AUGCAAGAAGAAGAAGUUCCGAACGUCCCAGAGAAUCCUACUUCUAUUCCUCCUGAUGCAUCCCAUGCGGAGAAAAUAGAGGAUGAAGAAGACGAAUAUAUGGACCUUAUGGCUGUUUCACCUUCUCCAGAGUCACCAUCCAAACGUCCAUUCCAUGAUUCUGAUGAAGAAAACACUCAGAGAAUGGAGAAAAGGCUGAAGACAAAGGUCCCUGAAGAUGACACUCCUCCAAGAACGUUUCUUGAGAUGGUGCUGACAGAUGUCGAUCAUGAGAUUGGAUUCUUGACUAGCAUUGUUAAUUUCCGCGAAAAGUAUAUGUUAUACCCAUAUUUUGAUUCCGUUUCUUUGGAACAUUUCAUCAAGAAUUGGCUUCAAAUCGAAACCAGUAAUCAGCAACUGCUUGAAGUAAUAGUGAAGCUGCGAAAGAAAUACAUGAAUGCUAAUACCAAGAUGGGUGCAAGUGAGAAUUUUUCUGAUGCUCGUGAUCAGAUGGCAUUCAAUUUUGCAGACAAGUUAUGGAGUAAUGAAAAAGAAGAAGAUUGGAGGUUUCUGAAAAUGGGGAUUAUUGCACCAGUACCACAUGGACCUGAUGAUGAAGAACCUGAUUCUGCAGGUGGAGAUCCCGGAUGCAGUUAA
Messenger RNA from Quercus robur (English oak), 636 nucleotides. RefSeq names its product probable transcription factor At1g61730. Gene Ontology annotation, biological process: regulation of DNA-templated transcription. The transcript has a single exon. The record is from RefSeq and is a predicted model, not a curated record. Lineage: Eukaryota; Viridiplantae; Streptophyta; Magnoliopsida; Fagales; Fagaceae. The coding region runs from base 1 to 636 and encodes 211 amino acids.